AGGUACUUUAACCACUCCGUCGUCCCCAGCCCUUUUUAUAUUUUAAUUAGAGGCAGGGCCUCGCUGAGUGGCUUAGGGCCUCCAUAAAUGGCUGAGGCUGGCCUUGAAUUCUCAUCCUCCUGCCUCAGCCUCUGAGCACUGGAUCACCCACAGCACCACCGGGCCCAGCUCAUUUCCAGUUUCCUGGGAACCACACUUAAAACGUGAAGUUGACUUCGUGAUGUGUCACUCAGCCCAGUGUGUCUAAGGCCAUUUUAGCCUGUCGCCCGUACCUGGAAGGUGUUCACUGCUCUUUGACGUUUCUUUUCCACCCAGAAAGUUUGAUCCGUGUUUAGAAACCACGAAAUACUCAGUUGGAAAAAGCAGACUCCCAUCCAGGAGGUCCCAGAUACACCUCAGCCCCCGUAGUGUGGUUCCAAUGACCCAAUUUAGCACAAGUCUUAAAUUUGAUGAAAUUAUAAUUCAGUUGCUUAGUGGCGCUGACCUGGGUCCAGAUCCGUUUCCGGUGCGCGGGGUCCCGUAGGAGCUGCAGGGCGGGCGGCUGGCCCUCCAGGCACACCUUGGACAUGGCCAUCCUGGGCCAUUUUUAACUCAGGAGCAAGUAGUGUCAAGUGGUGGCCGUGCCUCAUCCCUGCCUUCUGACGUUUUAGGAGAGAUUGCUCUGGAUCAUUGGUUCUCACCGGGUCUGUCCCCAACCUCCGUGUGCUCGGGCGCAGGUCAUUUGAGUUGGCCCCAUAAGUCACUGUUUUGCUCCUAAAAUCCCCCAAGAGAGUGUCCACCUCCGUCCACAGGACACCCCCGCAGGCCCGGCACCCGAUUCCCAGAGGCGGGUGGGAUGGUCCACUCCUCUGAAUCCAGGGGACCAGCGGCCUGGGUGGGCCCAGUGAGCUCUGUGACAUCCAGAUGAGGCGGUGGAACCCGGAACCCGAGGGCCAGCGGCGGGUACUGGUCUGACAGUUACCCAGCAGCCAGCCAAGAGGACGCUGCCCUCAAGCCACACAGGCCAGGCCCUUCCAUGUCCGCAGCUGGCGGGGACCACGGCAGGCCCAGGAGGUCAGCAGAGAGACCUGGGAUGUGCCAACCAGUAGGACAUGAGGCUGUGCUCCGGGGGUGCUCAGUGGAUCCUUGGGAAUCUUGUGGUUGAUGGGCUCUUACCAAUAGGCCACGAGUACGGCGUCCACCCUGGGAUCUCUCCAAAGGGAGGAACCUCGGGAUCCAUGGCCUGUAAAGGCCCCUUGAGCCCUGCCACUCCGUCUGUCCCCAAGGCUUCCCUGUAGACCAGGCCGUGUGCUCUCAGGCGCCCCUCGACAGCCGCAGGCGUGUCCCCCUGAGAUGGACAGUGUCACCUAGCCGCGGGCACGCGUGGGCAGCAUGAGCGACAAGGGCAACCGCGAGCUGUACCAGCAGUACACGGCCUUGGCCCCCAGGCUGCUGGCCCGCGUCUCCAAGCUCCUCACCCUGUGCCGCGGCGCAGGCAUCGCCGUCCCCAAGGGCAUCCGGAACAUCUUUGAGUUCACCUGGGAGGAGCUCAUCACCGACCCCGCGGUACCCACCGCGUCCAGCAUCCCAGGCCUGGAAGUCAGCCUCGGGUGUCCCCCAGUGCCACCCGUGGAACCCACCCCGGUGCCAUAUCUGGUGCAGAAGAAGCCACCCCCAGCUCCACCCCCGCCGUCCACCCUGCCCAUGGCCCCGGGCUCAGCCAAGCUGUCCGGCCCCUCUCCCGUCCCCGCCCGCCACACGGGCCAGGAGACCCUGCACAGGUUCCAGCGACAGUCCAUCCACCUGCUGACCGAGCUCCUCACCCUGAAGAUGAAGGCCAUGCUGGAGUCCGCCUCGGCAGGUGCCAACCCCAUGGACAUCACCAGGCGCUUUGUGGAGGCCAGCCAGCUCCUGCACCUCAGCGCCAAGGAGACGGCCUUCGACUACCUGAUUGGCACCGUCGGGAGGAACGGCUACAGCGCAGGGCCUGCCGCGAGAGAGUCCCUGACGAACAUGUCGGCCAUGGGCGUGAACUCGCCUUACCAGCUCAUCUACCAGUCUUCCACCGCGUGCCUCAGCUUCUCCCUGUCCACCGGGAAGGAGAUCAAGAAGAAAACAGGUCCCGGCAAACUCAAGAUCCCAGAGGACUCGAGUAUGUCACCCCCUCAGCGCACAGUGGGACCGUCUCCGGAGAGCGUGGAGUUCACCGACCCCUGUCCCGAGGCUCGGGAAAAGCUGCAGGAGAUGUGUCGCCUCAUAGAAGCGGAGAGGACCUCGUGGAAAGGCAAGAACGUCUUCUACCCCACGAUCCUCCGCAACUACUCCACCAAGCUGCCCCUGCACCCCUCCAAGGGGGACGCGCAGGCGCUGGGGGUGCAGCCGUCCCACGUGGUGUGCGCUCCCGUGGCGACGCCCUUCGCGCACCCGGCUCCCGCCCAGGCCGGCUCCCUGCUGCGGCACUCCCAGGAGUGGAAGGUGCCCAAGAAGAGCGCCAAGCUGCACUACUCCUUCUACGACGGCUCCUCCUUCGUGUACUAUCCUUCUGGAAACGUCGCCAUGUGCCAGAUCCCGACCUGCUGCCGGGCCAGAGCCGUCACCUGUCUUUUUAGUGACACACCUAACUUCACCUUCCUGGCCCUGUUCAGCGCCGAAGGCCACGGCUAUGUCCACUAUAACGCCAAGUCCCGCUCCCCGUACGUCUUGGUCUUCGAUGACGAAGGCGGGACCACCAAUGACCACAAGGGCUACAUCGUCCACAAGUGGAGCUGGACCUCCAAGACGGAAACUCUGCUCUCCCUGGAGUACAAGGUGAACGAGCAGAUGAAGCUGACGAUGCUGGGGCAGGACUCCGUGGUGGUCACCUUCACGUCCCUGAACGAGACAGUGGCGCUCACCGUGUCGGCCAGAACCUGUCCCCACGGGACCAUGCCAGAGAAAUGGCUGUCCCGCAGGCUCGGGGGCUCGGACGACAAGGUGUCAAAGCUGACCCGGGCCCUGGCGGAGAUCAAGAGGAGGUUCCAGAAGACGGUGACGCAGUUCAUGAACUCCAUCCUGCUGGCUGCAGGUCUGUUCACCAUCGAGUACCCCGCCAAGAAGGAGGACUCCGACAUGGGCCGGGUGAGGCUCAAGUCCGGGUCUCAUCUGGAAAAGGCCUUCAGGUCCAGCUCCCACAUGGCCGACCUCCUCUCCCGCUCCCAGUCGGCCCGGCCAGACUCCCUUGUCGAAGAGUCUAUAAAGGAGGACGCAGAGUCCAUUUCCAUGAGCCCCUCCCGGAAGAAGGGCACCAGACUCCACGCCAGGGCCUCCCUCGCGUCCAGGGGGAAGAUGGCCAAAGAGGUGCACAGCCCCACGCGGUGGGCGGCCUCGCCCUCCGACUGCCCCUUGGUGCUGCGGAAGCUGCUGCGCAGGGAGGACAUCCGCGCCGGCUGCAGGUGCAUGGUGAAGGCCCCCCUGGUGUCCGACGUGGAGCUGGAGCGCUUCCUGUCCGCGCCCCGCGACCCCAGCCAAGUGCUGGUGUUCGGGAUCGUCUCGAGCCAGAGCCCGGGCAGCACGGCGCAGCUGCAGUGGGUGCUGGACACCCUGUACAACCACAAGCAGCAGGGCCGCGCCUCGCCCUGCAUCCAGUGUCGCCACGACCCCUACCGCCUGCUGCGCUACGACCUGCACGGUCCCCUGCAGAGGAGCCCGUCGCUGCUGGUGAAGAGGUUCGCCGUGGUCCAGGGCAUGAUCCUGAUGUUUGCUGGGGGGAAGCUCCUGUUCGGGGGCCGCGUUUUGAACGGCUACGGCUUCAGCAAGCAGAACCUGCUCAAGCAGAUCUUCCGGGCCCGGCAGGACUGCAAGAUGGGCUACUUCCUGCCCGACAACUACAAGUUCAGCCUGGAGCCCCAGCCCGAAAGCCCCCCUCCUCCCAGAAGGCUUCCUGGGGUGUGGGCACCACGGCCGCCGCCUCCACCCGGGCGCCCCUCUGAGCCCGCAGCGCAGCCGCCCAGGCUGAGAGGGGCUCUGUCCCGCCGUGUCCCCUGCCCUGCAGCCUUUCAGCCAUUAUCCCAAGCCUGGAAGAUUCUGAGGCAGCUAAGAAGGCCACGUCGGGGGAUCUCGAAGGAAGCGUCUCCUCGCUGGCCCUGGGAGACAGGGUGGACAAGGACAUCGCUUCCCCGGUUGACGUGAAGCCCAAAGAUCCCGAAGUGGAGCCGCCACCUCCCCCCAAGCUCAGAAGGGGCAGCCGGAGGAAACAGGCCACCAAGAAGUGACCGCCAGCCCCGGUGGCCGGCCGUGGACGCCCCUGCCCGCACCUCGCCCCGCCCCGCCCCCUUUAAUAAAGAAACGUGCCUUCAGCCUGUGGGUGAGGCCCGGGGACGGGGCAGCCUGGCUCAGACGGGCCCCCAGCCCUGGCCAGGCCAAGCCUGGGCCACCCCCGCUGUCCCCUGCCCACGCUUCCUCGGUGGCCUCUGAAAAGUCCCAUCCCCAGGAAACAGGAGGGCCACCUGCUGGACCACAGGGUCACCCCAGGAGCCUCUGAUGGGACACGCCUGUGUCCUCUGACCCUUCUGUGGGUGGGAAGGGGCGCAGGUCCUGGCCCAGGUGGAGAGAGGAGGGGACGAGAGAAGGGAGGAGGGACCAGGAGAGGAGGGGACGAGAGGAGAGGGGACAAGAGGACGGGGAGCUGGAGGGCAUUGGAGGUCCAAGAGCGGGGACUGAGGAGCCAGAGGAAGAGGGGUGACAGGCGCCCCGGGAAGUCCUGGUGUGUGCACAGAGCAGAGCUGGUGGCCCCUGGACAGGCUCACGCCAUUCAGCUGGCCUCUGCAGACUGGCCACCCGGGCCUCCGCUGGAGGCUGGGGCACCCUCAGAAGCACCAAGGGGCCCCCAGACCUGGGCUCCCCCUACAGAGCCGCCUUGUCCCAUGUCCCCGAGAGGGCUGGCCAUCUGCAGCCCCAGGUGGGCAGCUCUGGGCUGGACUGGGCUCCCCUGAGCUCUUUCCUAGGAACCAGGAUGCCCGAGGGUCCUCUGAGCCCAGAGCCUCAGGCCCCGAGCCCCGGAGGCGAACUUUCUAGGGCGUCCUGUGCAAUAGACGCUUUUUUCAACCUGAA
Messenger RNA from Ictidomys tridecemlineatus (thirteen-lined ground squirrel), 5067 nucleotides. NCBI's taxonomy places the organism in Eukaryota, Metazoa, Chordata, Mammalia, Rodentia, Sciuridae. The record is from RefSeq and is a predicted model, not a curated record.